Molecule: messenger RNA, 426 nt
Organism: Arabis nemorensis
Lineage: Eukaryota; Viridiplantae; Streptophyta; Magnoliopsida; Brassicales; Brassicaceae
Source: the annotation of a GenBank genome assembly
AUGCGGCGGCUGGGCCGGUUGUCAUGGAGUUUUGUCGACGGUUUUCGGCAGAUCGGGGAUACCAGAGCUUAUGGAUCUCCGAAGAACAACGCGAGCGUAGCUUCUCGAAAGUGGAUCCGCUCAGAUUUGGAUCGCGAUAACACAUAUUUUGGAUGGGGUCAAGGGAAAGAUUCUGGGGAUAACAGAGAUACCAAUCUCCUUUCGAUCACUCAAUCUAAUGAAUAUGCAAUGCAAAUCACCACUCUGGAGUGUGGAUCUCCUUUCCUAAGAUGGAUCCACAGAGAAGAUCGGAGAGCAAUCCGACCCUGUCAAUCUAAGAGAGUAAAUCGUGGUAUUGAUUGGCCCUCAAUUACUGGAAUGAAUCAAAUCAUGCUAGGUUUGGGAGAGAUCACAGGGCUGAGGCCAAGGCUUUAUAAUAUGUUAUAG